GGACAUGGCGCUGAGGGGCCGCCCCGCGGGAAGAUGAAUAAGGGCUGGCUGGAGCUGGAGAGCGACCCGGGCCUCUUCACCCUCCUGGUGGAAGAUUUCGGUGUCAAAGGGGUGCAGGUGGAAGAGAUCUAUGACCUUCAGAGCAAAUGCCAGGGCCCUGUAUACGGAUUCAUCUUCCUGUUCAAAUGGAUCGAGGAACGCCGGUCCCGUCGCAAGGUCUCUACCUUGGUGGAUGAUACGUCGGUGAUUGAUGACGAUAUCGUGAAUAAUAUGUUCUUUGCCCACCAGCUGAUCCCCAACUCUUGUGCCACUCAUGCCUUGCUGAGCGUGCUCCUGAACUGCAGCAACGUGGACCUGGGGCCCACCCUGAGUCGCAUGAAGGACUUCACCAAGGGUUUCAGCCCCGAGAGCAAAGGAUAUGCAAUUGGCAAUGCCCCGGAGUUGGCCAAGGCACAUAAUAGCCAUGCCAGGCCAGAGCCACGCCACCUCCCUGAGAAGCAGAACGGCCUUAGUGCAGUGCGGACCAUGGAAGCAUUCCACUUUGUCAGCUAUGUGCCUAUCACAGGCCGGCUUUUCGAGCUGGAUGGGCUGAAGGUCUACCCCAUUGACCAUGGGCCCUGGGGAGAGGAUGAAGAGUGGACAGACAAGGCCCGGCGGGUCAUCAUGGAGCGCAUCGGUCUCGCCACUGCAGGGGAGCCCUACCACGACAUCCGCUUCAACCUGAUGGCAGUGGUGCCCGACCGCAGGAUCAAGUACGAGGCCAGACUGCACGUGCUGAAGGUGAACCGUCAGACGGUACUGGAGGCCCUCCAGCAGCUGAUUAGGGUCACCCAGCCAGAGCUGAUUCAGACCCACAAGUCUCAAGACUCACAGCUACCAGAGGAGUCCAAGCCAGCCAGCAGCAAGUCCCCCUUGGUGCUGGACGCAAGCAGGGCCCCAGCAAGCUCUGAGGGCACCCACACAGAUGGUGCAGAGGAGGUGGCUGGUUCGUGCCCACAAGCCCCAAACCACAGUCCUCCCAGCAAACCCAAGCUGGUGGUGAAGCCUCCGGGGAGCAGCCUCAAUGGGGUUCCCCCCAACCCCACCCCCAUUGUCCAGCGGCUGCCAGCCUUUCUAGACAAUCACAACUAUGCCAAGUCCCCCAUGCAGGAGGAGGAGGACCUGGCAGCAGGUGUGGGCCGCAGCCGCGUCCCAGUGCGCCCACCUCAGCAGUACUCCGAUGACGAGGACGACUACGAGGAGGACGAGGAGGACGAAGUGCAGAACACCAGCUCUGCCAUCAGAUACAAGCGGAAAGGGACAGGGAAGCCAGGGCCAUUGAGCAGUUCUGCGGACGGGCAGCUGUCAGUGCUGCAGCCCAACACCAUCAAUGUCUUGACUGAGAAGCUCAAAGAAUCCCAGAAGGACCUCUCGAUCCCUCUGUCCAUCAAGACUAGCAGUGGGGCAGGGAGCCCAGCUGUGGCAGUGCCCACACACUCGCAGCCCUCACCCACCCCCAGCAACGAGAGCACGGACACAGCCUCUGAGAUUGGCAGCGCUUUCAACUCACCACUGCGCUCACCCAUCCGCUCGGCCAACCCAACGCGGCCCUCCAGCCCUGUCACCUCCCACAUCUCUAAGGUGCUUUUUGGGGAGGAUGACAGCCUGCUGCGCGUUGACUGCAUACGCUACAACCGCGCUGUCCGCGACCUGGGUCCUGUCAUCAGCACGGGCCUGCUGCACCUCGCUGAGGACGGGGUGCUCAGUCCCCUGGCGCUGACAGAGAGUGGGAAAGGUUCCUCACCCCCCAUCAGACCAAGUCAAGGCAACCAGGGGUCUAGCAGCCCAGAGGAAAAGGAGGUGGUGGAAGGCUCGGACAGCAGGGAGAGGACAGGGCUGGGCAGGCCCGGCGAGCCCUUGAGUGGGGAGAAGUACUCGCCCAAGGAGCUGCUGGCCCUUCUCAAGUGUGUGGAGGCCGAGAUUGCCAACUACGAGGCUUGCCUCAAGGAGGAGGUCGAGAAGAGGAAGAAAUUCAAGAUUGACGACCAGAGGAGGACCCACAACUACGACGAGUUCAUCUGCACCUUUAUCUCCAUGCUGGCUCAGGAAGGCAUGCUGGCCAACCUGGUGGAGCAGAACAUCUCAGUGCGGCGGCGCCAAGGGGUCAGCAUCGGCCGCCUCCACAAACAGCGGAAGCCUGACCGGCGGAAACGCUCUCGCCCCUACAAGGCCAAGCGCCAGUGAGGACUGCUGCCUGACUCCGCAGCCCACUCUUGCCGUGUGGCCCUUACCAGGGCCCCUCCCUGCCCCACUCGCCCUUCUCCCAGUAUUACUGAAUAGUUCAGCCAGGGGCCCUGGGCCUGGCAGCCAGGCCGCAUUCCCGACCCCUGCCCUGGGCCUAUCUGGGGCAGGUCGGACACAGCACUCGGGAAGCAGCAGCUGGAGCAGGGUCCAGCGAGACGCUGCAGCUUCCUCCACAGCCGGCUGUGGGGCGCAGGCCUGGCCCUCUGCCUGCGGAGCAGAAUAUAUAUUUUGCCUAUCAGAGAUGUCUAUUUUUCUGGGCUCCAGCCCAUCUUGCCACCAUGUUGACACAGUUGGCUUCCUGACUGCUUUCGUCCUAGCAGCUGUCAUUCUGGUGGGCCCAGGUCCCCGCAUCAUGCCAGGGUCAUAAUUGCAGGUUCCUGUGGGGAGGCCUGCGUGGCCACUGGGUUCCACUGGUCCCGCUGCUGCGGCCCCAGCUGCCAGCCAUCCCUGUGGUGAGGAAGCCAGGCCUAUGCUCUUCAUUCCUCUUGGGAGAGUGCCAUACUCAGGGACCUGGCUGCUAGGCUGACUGGGGUUAGGGGUACCAGCAGGAGUGGGAUGAGCAGCCUGCUGGGGCCCCCUGGCCUAAGCAGAGGGAAGUGUUUGAACUCUUCCGUGGCCUGUGACCUGUCCUGGUUCUAGCCAGGCUCUGCAGCAAGGCUCUGGGCCCCUGCCUUCAGUGUUGUGGCCCUGGCCGUGGGCCCAUCUUGGGCUCUGGGCCUCUCCCUGGAGCCUAGAGCUCAGAGGGGCCUCUGUCCAGCCCCUCAGUAUUACCAUGUCUCCCUCUUAGGGAUAGCAGCCAGGGCUGCGUGCAGGAAGCUGGCAUCACUAGCUCCCUCUAGUAUGCUAGUCUCCCCAGCCUCUGCAGGGCACUUAGGGUUGGGGAGAGCUGGAUUGAGACCACCAGUUGGAGCCCCUGUGUUUCCAGGGGCCUGGUGGCCUGGGGUGAUGGACUCAGCACUGCCUCUGGAGCUCAGGUCUCAGACAGCCCCACAGCCUUUGCCAGAUGGCUUUGAAGGUGACCCAAGCAGGCUCCUAUCUGCACAUGAUGACAGGGCUGGCAGGUAUGGGUGGCUGCCCCUCUGGGCUGAGCAUGGCCCCAUCCCUCCAGCCCCCAUAAAUACUGGAUCACUGAACGAAUAAAACUCUCCUAAGACAUG
This is a messenger RNA of Tupaia belangeri chinensis (Chinese tree shrew), 3440 nucleotides long. It is a transcript of the gene BAP1, whose product is annotated as BRCA1 associated deubiquitinase 1. Gene Ontology annotation, biological process: protein deubiquitination; ubiquitin-dependent protein catabolic process. Gene Ontology annotation, cellular component: cytoplasm. The record is from RefSeq and is a predicted model, not a curated record. The coding region runs from base 34 to 2223 and encodes 729 amino acids. NCBI's taxonomy places the organism in Eukaryota, Metazoa, Chordata, Mammalia, Scandentia, Tupaiidae. The transcript is spliced from 17 exons. Gene Ontology annotation, molecular function: cysteine-type deubiquitinase activity.